AUGCCUCAUCCGCGCCAGCGCCAGCCUGCAGAGCACCAGACCUCUCCUCGUCCGCCUGAGCCGGAGGGCUCUGCGCUGGCCGGCUCCCCGCAAGGGGCCAGGAGGCUCUCGCAGGCCUUCCUCGGGGCGAGGAGCUCCGGCCGCUUCCCCUUCUCGGCUCUCACCGCUAGAUGGGUGCCGAGGAGCUGCCUGCUUGCGAACGCGCUGCCCAAAGCGGCACCGAAGGUGCUGGAGCAGACGCUGGUGGACCUGGCACCUGUUCUGCCCUCCAAGACCGCAGUGGUGCCAAUCCAACGGCAGUACGAGGAUAUUACAGGAGAGGUGCUGGGUGCCCAGGCUGAAGAAAGCUCUCCAGCAUCACCCACCCACGGCACAGACGUUCUCCCCGGCAGGGUCUCCUUGCCCAGCCUCCCUUUGCCCCAGAGGCUCAGCAGACCCUCCAAGCUGAUGGGAGCCUGGCAGCGCCGCUGCCCCAUCUCCGGGGCCAACAUCCUCUGCAACGAGAAGAGCCAGCUGACCAGGCCCAGCCUGGGAGCCAGCAUCCCACAGUCCUACACAGCACCGGGCAGCCUCUGCAGCGCAGGUGCCAAGCAGCAGCCCCAGCUCCACUUCGACUUGUUCUACUCGCUGGCUGAGGCCAUGCUCACCGUGACGGUCAUCAGCAUCUCCCACCUGCCCAAGGGGCUCCGGGGCACCUGCGACUCUUACGUCAAAGUAUACCUUCUACCACAGUGCAUCAAGCCCCAGCGCACGGCAGCGCGCAGGAAAAGCCUCAACCCCACGUUUCAGGAGCAGUUCCAGUUUGGCCGUUACGGCCUAGAAGAGCUAAAGAGCUUCACCUUGCGCUUUGCUGUCUACAUGAAGUUUCAUAGCCUCAAGGACUCAUUUGUGGGAGAGGUCGUCUUCCCCUGUGCUCAAGCUACCUGGAGCCCAGAGUCAUCUUCUAGCUACAGCCGAGAGCUGUCGACCACCAAAACCAAGCUCAAAAAGUACCAAGCUCUGGCCAACCGGAUCAAGGUAUUGGUCCGCAAGGCAGAGAACCUGGGCCGGCUCACUCGCAUGCCAGGCACGCCAGACCACUAUGUCGUCAUCCACCUUUACCACAACGGUCAGGUCAUCGACACCAAGGAGACCAAGUCCAUCGCUGGCUACAACCCCGUCUGGAACACACCAUUCCUCUUCAACAUCCCUGCUGGGGACAUCCAGCAGCAAGAGCUCUCCUUGGAGUUCACCGUGAUGCAGGCUCCUAUCUACACCCGCAGCUACACCCUGGGCCGGGUGCAGGUCGGCCCCAGCGCCCCCGAGGCAGGGCUGGUGCACUGGAAGGAGAUGUGCGGCCGAGGCCAGGUGGAAUCAGCGCGGUGGCACUUGAUCCAGCCUGAAGCUCUCAGACCCUUCCCUUGA
Molecule: messenger RNA, 1404 nt
Organism: Struthio camelus australis
Lineage: Eukaryota; Metazoa; Chordata; Aves; Struthioniformes; Struthionidae
Source: RefSeq, a predicted model, not a curated record